AAACGUCAAGAAAGUAUUAGAAGUGCGGGCGUCGCGACGCUUUGGACACGUGCCUCCCACGACACGAGGUCGGGGUGUGCGUAUAAAGCAGACGCGCAACCGAAUUCUCUCUAGCUCUGAUACUGUGUUUAUUAGAACAGAGUGCGUUGACUUCUCCAAUGCGAGGUUUCAUUAAUUAUUAUGCGUAUUUUUUUGUGAGGAUCGUCCCCCUGCAUCUGCCCAGUUAGUCCUUACAAAGAGAUGCCGAAUCCGACGUUGGAUCACUCGCCGAACGCGGCUAUCAACAAAACCGUCAGCAAGAAGUUCCUGGACCUGCCCGUUCCCGAUGGAAAAGUGCAGGCCAUGUACAUUUGGAUCGACGGCAGCGGGGAGAAUUUGCGCGCGAAAACUCGCACCUUGGAUUUCAUCCCGGAGAAUCCGGAAGAGUUACCCAUUUGGAAUUUCGACGGGAGUUCGACGAAGCAGGCCGAAGGCAUGAAUUCGGACGUGUACCUUUAUCCGGUGGCGAUCUAUAGGGAUCCCUUCAGGCGUGGGAAUAACAAGCUGGUGCUUUGCGAGACUUACAAGUACACCAAGAAACCGACCGAAUCGAACCGAAGACACAGCUGCUUGAAGGUGAUGCAGGCGGCGGCCGAUCACAAGCCGUGGUUUGGAAUCGAACAGGAAUACACUCUGCUGGACAUGGACUUGCGACCGCUGGGUUGGCCCAAACACGGUUUUCCUGGACCUCAGGGGCCUUAUUAUUGUGGGGUCGGCGCUAAUAAAGUGUACGGCCGUGACAUCGUAGAAGCCCACUAUCGUGCCUGCCUCUACGCGGGGAUUAACAUUUCGGGCGAGAACGCCGAGGUGAUGCCGGCCCAGUGGGAGUUCCAGGUCGGUCCCUGCGAGGGCAUCCAGAUCGGCGAUCAGCUCUGGAUGGCGAGAUUUCUUUUGCAUCGCGUCGCCGAGGAAUUCGGCGUCAUAGCGACAUUGGAUCCCAAGCCGAUGGAGGGCGAUUGGAACGGAGCCGGCGCUCACACGAACUUUUCGACGAAAUUAAUGCGCGAGGAUAAUGGAAUCAUCGAAAUUGAGAAAGCGAUCGACAAACUGAGCAGACACCACAUCAGACACAUACAGGCCUACGAUCCUAAAGGGGGCAAGGAUAACGAACGUAGAUUGACCGGAAGGCACGAAACAUCCUCGAUACACGAUUUCAGUGCAGGUGUCGCAAAUCGUUCGGCCAGCAUAAGAAUACCGCGCGGUUGUGCCGAAGACAAGAAGGGCUACCUAGAAGACAGACGGCCAGCAUCCAACUGUGAUCCAUACUCAGUCGUUGAGGCUUUGGUACGAACAUGCGUAUUAGACGAAUAAACUCAAUUAAUAAAGAAAACUUGUUCCUCAAAGUCGUCUUUCAAAGCACAUUAGCGAAUGACAAAAAACAAAACAAAAUAUUCUCUUCUUUUUAUUCGGUAUUUUUAUGACUUAAGACGCUUUCGGCAAAUAUUCAAUGAUUAAAUGAGAAUUGAAAAAAAGGAAAAAUUAUUUUAUCGUAGUAAAGUAUGAAUUAGGUAGAUUUGCACAAAAUGAAAAAUCUUGUGGUGUUCAAAGUAGGUAGGUUACGUAGUUUGUAAAUAAACUGUUGAUCAAAUUUUGAGAAGUAGUCAAAUAAGGUUUUCUAUUUUUGUACAUAUUCUGCGUAUACAAAUCAUAUCAAAAUUUUCAAUGAAAGUUCUCGUUAUGUUAAUAUAAGAGUAUUCUAAGUGCAUGUGAGGCAUUAUCCAAAACGCACGCUAUGUAUAAGUAUGUAAUUAGCUACGAUCAUUACAUUUAUAUUAUAUUUUAUUUUGAAUUGUUAAGGAAAUAAAACUGAUCUGUUUUAAUUGAG
Photinus pyralis (common eastern firefly) is the source of this 1864-nucleotide messenger RNA. RefSeq names its product glutamine synthetase-like. The record is from RefSeq and is a predicted model, not a curated record. The transcript is spliced from 5 exons. Gene Ontology annotation, molecular function: glutamine synthetase activity. The coding region runs from base 241 to 1350 and encodes 369 amino acids. Lineage: Eukaryota; Metazoa; Arthropoda; Insecta; Coleoptera; Lampyridae. Gene Ontology annotation, cellular component: cytoplasm.